AUGACUACUAUGAAAACCAAAAAAACUAUGACUCAGGAUGAGGUCAUUUAUCUUGUUGAAUUAAUACAAGAUAAACCAGCGUUAAUGACAAAGGCAACCAAUGCCACUACAAAUAAGCUUAAAGAUGAAGCUUGGUUGUCUGUCACAACAUCCUUCAAUGCAAAGUGUUUGUCUAUCCCCAGAAACAAAGAACAACUCAAAUUAAAAUGGGAUAAUUUAAAAAAAGCUGCUCGCAAAAGAAGUCAGCUGCUUCGGAUGAACAAUCUCAAGACGGGUGGUGGAAAACCAGAGGGUAUACCCCCAGACGACAUUUUAGACAAAGUCGCAGGUCUUUUAGGGUCAACCUGCUCGGGCUUUGAAGUUUCUUUUGGUGGUGACAGAAGCGAUAACAAUGUAGUUUUGGUGGAAGACAGUGAUGUUGAAAUACAAGACUCAGCGGACAGAAAUGAUGCAUCACAAAACAUUUCCGAGGAAGAGUACAAUCCGAGUGAAGGUAAAUUUAGAAACAGACAUCAAGACACAGGGGUGCUGCAGCGUAAUUUAGCGAUAGCUAAAUAUUACGAAAAAAAAACCGAGAAAUUAGAAUUAGAAAUCCAAUUACUCAAAGAGAGGUCUAAUUGGGAGUGUCAAGAGUGUACUGUGCAGCUGCUGAUGUAUGUUUCUGACGCUGACGCUUGUGAAAGUCGUCGAGCGGAUUCGUUAUACAAGGCAUCGUCUCCACAAGUCACGUGCUUGAAGUUGUCUCAAGAUGAAUGGUUCAAAGUUUGCACCACACACAACACCAAAAAAAUCAUAAGCAGUGAGGUCCGUAAGAUGCGGAGGAACGUCGACACACGUUGCGGCUGCGGAUGUGACGUCACUUCUCCGGCGUUGGAUCUGCCACCUGGAAAGCGAGCGUCUGGUAAGCGCGCGCUGUGUGUCGUCGUUCCUAUGAGGCUGCAACAACGCGGGGCGGCGGGCGGUUUAUUUGAAUUUUAA
Molecule: messenger RNA, 978 nt
Organism: Diatraea saccharalis (sugarcane borer)
Lineage: Eukaryota; Metazoa; Arthropoda; Insecta; Lepidoptera; Crambidae
Source: the annotation of a GenBank genome assembly